Messenger RNA from Cuculus canorus (common cuckoo), 2624 nucleotides. RefSeq names its product prickle planar cell polarity protein 4 (gene PRICKLE4). Gene Ontology annotation, molecular function: zinc ion binding. The transcript has 11 exons. Lineage: Eukaryota; Metazoa; Chordata; Aves; Cuculiformes; Cuculidae. The record is from RefSeq and is a predicted model, not a curated record. The coding region runs from base 301 to 2121 and encodes 606 amino acids.
CAUUCCCUGAAGAUCUAUGACAUCAGCCACAGCUUCGGUGGGGUGGCAGUGGCCACCAGCUCCUUGGCCAUGCCACGUGGGCGCCGCUGGUCUGCUCCGAGUCCCCGAGCCGUGCCUCUGCAGCCCUGCCCUUUCCACAGGGACGCUGCCGGCCACACACCGGUCACGCUGCAGAGUUUUGGAAGCAGGGAAGCCCGUCAGGGUGCAGAGGGACAAUGGAGCACGCGAGCUGCGCAGCCUGGAAGCUGGCACUGGGGAGCAGGGGGGGCCUCCUCGGCGGUACAAAGUCCGUAGCAGCAAAUGGGUCAAGGCAGGAAAAUAAAUCACCGCGCGGAUCAUAAAAAGUCAUCAAAACGGCAACCUGGGGUGAACCGAUGGAGGGAAGGGCGCGGACGCUCGGAAAAUGAGAGUUUUCCUUGCUUGGGCUCCAUUCCCUCGCCUCCUCCGGAGCGGGGCGGGACGGCUGGAGUGGGGCUGGAGAGGGUUGCAGAACCCAGGGACCGGAAAGCUGGGAAAGAGCAGCUCAUGUCCCUGCCCAGCCUCGCAUGGCCCCAGCAAGACGAGCCUCCUCCCUGCGGCACCGCCACCAGCCUCCCACCAGCCUCAUCUGACAGCGAUUCCGGCUGUGCCCUGGAAGAGUAUCCGGAGCCCCCCGUGGACCCCGUGCUCCCCGAGGUCCCAGUGUGCUUCAGCACCCGCUCGCCACAGCCUGCCUCUCCCGAUGACAGGAUCCGUCUCCGCGCCAGAGCCCUCCUGCAGCAGCUGCCUCCUCAGGACUGUGAUGAGCGUUACUGCCUGGACCUUGAGGAGGAGGAGAGGAGGCAGCUACGAGCGUUCAGUGCCCGACGGAGACGGGAAGCCCUGGGACAGGGGUUGGCGUGUCCCGUGCCAGGUCCUUGCCAUGGCUGUCCUUGCAAGAAGUGCGGCAGGAGGCUGAACAAAGGGGACCCAGGGAUUUCGGCAUCUCGGCUUGGAGACCAGUUCUGGCACCCAUCCUGCUUCUCCUGCCACUUCUGCCACCAGCCCCUGGUGGACCUCAUCUACUUCCAGCAGGAUGGGAGGAUCUACUGCGGUCGGCACCACGCUGAGCUCUUCCGACCCCGCUGUGCUUCCUGUGACCAGCUCAUCUUCAUGGAGGAGUGCAUCGAGGCGGAGGGCCAACGCUGGCACCUGGAGCACUUCUGCUGCCUGGAGUGCGACGUGCCCCUGCGCGGCCAGCGCUAUGUGAUGAAGAGUGGACGGCCCUGCUGCCGCACCUGCUUCGAAAACUUCUUUGCCGAGCCAUGCCAGGCCUGCGGGGACCCCAUCGGUGCCGACAGCGAGGAGGCCACCCACCAAGGGCUGCAUUGGCACGCCCGCGCCGCCUGCUUCUGCUGCAGCCUCUGCCGAAAGCCACUGCGCGGGCAGCCCUUCAUCGCCCACCACGGCCGGCUCUUCUGCUCCGAAACUUGCAGCCUGGGACAGGAUGCAUCCUCCACCACCUCCGACUCGUCCGACUCUGCUUUUGCCUCAGCGCCAUCCCCUGACUCGACACCCCUCUCUCGAGCUGGCUCUGCCGGCAGGACCACGCCAGGGAUGGGCAGCACCUCGGUGCCUGGAGGCUGCAGGCAGCGGGUGGAAGGGGCUGAGGCGUUUCUGGAUCAGGCCUCCCUGCACCCAGCAUUCAGGAGCCCAGAAGACUGCGGAGCGACCGCCAAGGAGCAGAGCGAGGAUGCUGUGCACGCAGGGAUGUUGGGACCACUGGCCAGACACUCUUCCAGCCCCCAGCCCAGCCCCGAGGGUCCCAGUGGACCCAGAGCCCCCAGCCACCCAGUUUUGGGGGGCCCUGACCCCCGAGAACCCACAGGCCAUGGAGACCCACGCUUUCAAGCGGCCACAUCCCCUGCCCAAUACAGCCCACAGCCAGAGGACAUCGACCUGCAGGACAUCACAGAGGAAGAUGACUCCUGGUGUCCCACCUGCUCUUCAUCUUCAGACUCGGACUCGGAGGAAGAGGGUUUCUUCUUUGGGAAGCCCAUCCCCAAGCCUGGGAUGAGUUCCCUGGGCAGGGAACCCCUGGGUAAGGCUGGGAGCAAGAUGGCAAAGCCGCGGGGCAGCAGCAAGCACUGCAGCGUGUCCUAGCAGCACAGACAGGCGGUCCUCGACCAGCGCCGCUGGGUGCUGCCAGCCCCUUCUGUGGUCUAAAGACGUUCCAAGAGCAUUUUGGAUGCAGCCCAAGGCUGGUGGGGAGAAGCCACUGGGAUCCUUCCUCCUGGCAGCUGCUGGCAAAGCACAGCCUGCAAUUCCUGCCGGCCUCUCCCUCAAUUAGGAACAGGUAAAGCAGGUAGGGAGCCGGCAGCCUACACCAGGGCAUGGUCUCCAACUCCCAUCUCCGACAAGACGGCAGCCCUGGAGAGCAGCCGCGCGUAAGAGGAGGGCAGUGGGUGCUUCAGACAAGGGCGGCUGCCUGCAUCGCCCCGCUGUGGGGACCGAUGGGGACAGGAAGGGUGCUGGCUGCCAGGGCCAAAUCCUUCCCUGGGACACCUCUUUGAAGGAUAAGCACUAUUACCAGCUGCUUCUCCAUCCCUGGUGGCACCCUGUCCCCCUGCCACCACAGUCAGGGGAUGGGAGGGGAGCAGGGGGGG